Alligator sinensis (Chinese alligator) is the source of this 4007-nucleotide messenger RNA. It is a transcript of the gene IFIH1, whose product is annotated as interferon induced with helicase C domain 1. The transcript has 15 exons. Gene Ontology annotation, cellular component: cytoplasm. Gene Ontology annotation, biological process: innate immune response; response to virus; positive regulation of interferon-beta production. The annotation marks the transcript as partial. NCBI's taxonomy places the organism in Eukaryota, Metazoa, Chordata, Crocodylia, Alligatoridae. Gene Ontology annotation, molecular function: zinc ion binding; single-stranded RNA binding; hydrolase activity. The record is from RefSeq and is a predicted model, not a curated record.
UCCGCGCUGCAGCUCGGCGGCUGCGCCCUGGCAGCCAGCUACGCCAACCCCAGCCUGCGCGACCUGCCGUCCCCGGCCGAGGAGGCCGAGCACGACCUGUGCGUGGCGCUGCUGCAGGUGCUGCACGGCUCCCUCGUGGACCGGCUGGGGACCCGGCCGGUGGGCGGGGCCGACAGCUGCCUGCAGGCGGGCCUCGCCACGGAGGACGACAGGGAGCGGAUCCGGGCUGUUACUGAAACUCGCGGGAAUAGAGAAGGUGCAAGGGAGCUGCUGAGUAUAAUAGUGCAGAAGAAAAAUUGGUUCUCUGCAUUUUUGUCUGUCCUGCGUGAAACUGACCAUGCAGACCUUGCAGAUGAUUUAAGUGGAAAUACAGGAGAGCAUAAAGAAGAUGAGCCAAAGCAACCAACAACUGCAGAUGAGGAAAUGGAAGUUCAAAAUUUAAUGUCUUCUGAAACGGCAAAGGAGCAAAAGCAAAACAAUGAAGUGAAUGAUAUCCUGUCCAGGGAAGACAGUUUGUUAGAAACACAUCUUAAAGAUACUCCUCUAGUUUCAGAUGAAGAUGAUGCAGAUAGUAGAGCUUCACCGGAACCAGAGCUGGUCCUCCGAGAUUACCAGAUGGAGGUUGCAAAACCAGCACUGAACGGAGAGAAUGUUAUAAUAUGUCUCCCUACAGGCAGUGGUAAAACUAGAGUGGCUGUUUACAUUACCAAAGAUCACCUGGAUAAGAAGAGAAGAAAAUCAGAGUGUGGAAAAGUUAUAGUACUUGUCAAUAAGGUACCAUUAGUGGAACAGCACUUCCGAAAGGAGUUCUAUCCAUUCCUGAAGCAUUGCUAUCAAGUUACUAGAUUAAGUGGUGAUUCUCAGAUGAAGAUUUCAUUCCCUGAAGUUGUCAGGAAAAAUGAUGUCAUUAUAAGUACUGCUCAGAUCCUUCAGAAUUCAAUGUCGAAUGCAGCUACAGAAGAUGAAGAAGGUAUCCAUUUAUCAGCUUUUUCUCUUAUCAUUAUUGAUGAAUGUCAUCACACCCAGAAGGAAGGUGUCUACAACAAUAUAAUGCGAUGUUAUUUAAAAGAAAAGAUGAAAAAUGAGAAACUAAAAAAAGAAAAUAAACAAGUGAUUCAACAGCCUCAGAUCCUGGGACUGACUGCUUCACCCGGUGUGGGAGGUGCAAAAAACCAAGCAAAAGCCAUAGAACAUAUUCUGAAAAUAUGUGCAAAUCUUGAUGCUUGUAGAAUAAUGACUGUUGAAGAACAUGCCUCCCAGCUGACCGAUCAAGUGAAGGAACCAUAUAAGAAGUUUGUGAUUGCAGAUGAUAAAAGAAAGGACCCUUUUAAAGAAAAAAUUAUAGCAAUCAUGCAAGAGAUUCAUACCUAUUGUCAACUCAGUGCAACUUCUGAGUUUGGAACUCAGCCUUAUGAACAGUGGGUAGUUAAAGAAGAGAAAAGAGCUGCAAAAGAAGAGAAACGCAAAGAACGUGUUUGUGCAGAACAUUUGAAGAAAUACAGUGAUGCCUUACAAAUUAAUGACACGAUUCGAAUGAUCGAUGCAUACAACCACCUCAAUAACUUCUAUAAAGAGGAGAAAAGCAAGAAAGCAAAAAUAAGGGAUGAUGAUGAUGAUGAUGAGCCAGUAGCAUCAAAACAGGAUGCAACUGAUACAUUUCUGUUAAAUUUGUUUUAUGAAAAAAGGAAACAGUUGAAAACAAUUGCUGGCAAGCCAGAAUAUGAGAAUGAGAAGCUAACAAAGUUGCGAAACACUUUAAUGGAAGAAUUCACAAAGACAGAUGAAGCAAGAGGAAUUAUCUUCACAAAAACUCGACAAAGCGCAUAUGCCCUCUUUCAGUGGAUCAAGGACAAUGCAAAAUUUGAAGAAGUGGGAAUUAAAGCUCAUUACCUUAUUGGUGCUGGACAUAACAGUGAAUUCAAACCCAUGACUCAGAAUGAACAAAGAGAAGUCAUCAGUAAAUUUCGUGCUGGAAAUAUAAACCUACUUAUUGCUACUACUGUGGCUGAGGAAGGUCUGGAUAUCAAAGAAUGUAACAUUGUUAUCCGCUAUGGUCUCGUCACCAAUGAAAUUGCUAUGGUGCAGGCUCGUGGACGAGCCCGAGCUGAUGAGAGUACCUACGUACUGGUGGCAUCAGGUGGAUCAGGAGCUGCUGAACGUGAAAAUGUCAAUAUAUUUCGUGAGCAAAUGAUGUAUAAAGCCAUCCAACGUGUCCAAAGGAUGCCACAGGAGGAGUAUGUAAACAAGAUUCAGGGGUUUCAGAUGCAAAGUAUAUUGGAAAUAAAAACGAAGGCAAAGAGAGAGCAGCGUAAGAAAUACAAGGAAAAUCCAUCAUUAAUAACAUUCCUUUGCAAAAACUGUGGCAAGCUAGUAUGUUCUGGAGAAGACAUACAAAUUAUUGAAAGCAUGCAUCAUGUCAAUGUUAAAAAGGAGUUCCAGGACCUUUAUUAUACAAGAGAAAAUCGAACACUGCGAGAAAAACAUGCUGAUUACCAAACAAAUGGUGAAAUUAUCUGCAAACAUUGUGGACAAGCUUGGGGAAAUAUGAUGGUGCACCGAGGGCUUGACCUUCCUUGCUUGAAAAUCAAAAAUCUCGUGGUCCGAUACAAAGAUAAAAAAACCUCAAAUCAACUUUACAAGAAAUGGGGAGAGCUGCCAAUCAGCUUCCCUGAUUUUGACUAUGCAGACCACUUUGUUUCCAGCGAUGAAGACUAAGGAUUUGUUCACAAAUGUACACAAAAGUUUAAUUUUAACCUGAAGCAUUUUUACUGCUGUGAUCACAGGCUCCUGGUUUGUUUAUUUUUUCAGGAAAAGCUCCUGUCUUCUAUCUUUUACUGUAAACUCCCAAGUGCAGUAAAACUGAGACAUCACUUGGGGAGAAGGAAAGUUGUUUGUGCUUUUGUGGCGGCUUGGAAUAAGAAAAGGAAAGCCUUAGUAGAUCCAGGCAGACAAGGUUCCUUGGGUGAAUUUGAUAUCUUUUAUUAGACCAACCCAAAUGGUUGGAGAAUAGUUAUUAAGCAAGGUUUCGGGUUCAAAAACCCUUCGUCAGGCUAAGGAAGCUUCAGCAGUUGGUGUGUGCUCUUCCUGGAUGGAAUGAAAAGUCCAGGCUUUUGUGAAGUCAGGGGACAAACCUUCCUUCCCUAUAUAGCAGAAUCCAGCGAAUGAAUGAAAAAAUUUUCAUUGAUUGGAUUUUUUUCCGUCAUUGCAACAAUGCAUUUAAUGAGUGGUAUUUGCCAUCUAAGAUAAUUAACAAAUAUUUGGGGGGAUUUUAACUCGGGAAAUACUUGUUAAAGGUCAUUGUUAGAUCAGACAUGCAUUUGAAACUGAGGUUGGGAGUUAGUUGUUGGUAACAAAGAGGCAGAAGUAGAGCAUAUAUGAUAUGCAGUCAAUCUUUCAGUGCAGGAAUUGGUGAGGGCUGCUGAUUCCCAGCAGUGAUCUAAGCCAAUGGUCAGAUCCGGCCUGCAGAGCCAUUGGAUCCAACCUGUGGCCUAUGAGUUCAGCAGUGGGAUAUUUUGCCUGCACUGCACUGUACUUGGGCUGUGGGGCUUUGCCCAUGCCACAAUUGGGUGGCAGGAAGCAGUGGUGGCAGCAGCAGCAGCUGAAUUCUAGUGCCAGCCCUUGGACCCAAGCUGAGUUGUUCCAGUCCACCAUGGCAAAAAAGGUUGCUGACCACUGAUCUAAGCUAUUUUCCUCCCUUCCUUUCCCCAUGUUAACACUGUCUCUCAGUAACAUAAGUAAUGUGAGGGGGUAUAUUUUAACUCAGCGUUUCCCCUGAAAUGGCUGUCAUUUGGACACUGGUUCUGUUUUGUGCUUCUCCUCUUAUACCAUUAAGGGGUGACUCCCACAUUUGUUACAAAGUCAGACUAAAUUUAAACUACUAUACAAAAUAUUUUAAGAAGUCCAUGUACUUAAACCUUAAGUAACAGUAGCAAAUAGAAUUUUCCAUUUGUAGUGUCAUACAAAGAUUUUGUAAAAUGGUGAAGAUGCAUUAAAGUAUGCUUCUUUAA